This is a messenger RNA of Candidozyma auris, 390 nucleotides long. It is a transcript of the gene CYB5, whose product is annotated as Cyb5p. NCBI's taxonomy places the organism in Eukaryota, Fungi, Ascomycota, Pichiomycetes, Serinales, Metschnikowiaceae. Gene Ontology annotation, cellular component: endoplasmic reticulum membrane; intracellular membrane-bounded organelle. The transcript has a single exon. The coding region runs from base 1 to 390 and encodes 129 amino acids. Gene Ontology annotation, molecular function: heme binding. The record is from RefSeq and is a predicted model, not a curated record. Gene Ontology annotation, biological process: sterol biosynthetic process.
AUGUCAGAAACUGAAGGCACCGUCCAAGACAAGUACUACUCCAUCGAGGAAGUCCAGAAACACAACACUACCGACGACUUGUGGGUCGUUUACAACGGGCAGGUGUACGAUGUGACGCCUUACUUGGACGAGCACCCAGGUGGUGAGGAAGUGAUUGCCGAUGUGGCCGGUACUGACGCCACGGAAGCCUUCAAUGACAUUGGCCACUCAGACGAUGCCCACGAUAUCAUGAAGGGCUUGAGACUUGGUAAGUUGGAGGGCGGUACCAUUGUCGAGACCCAGGGAGUUACCUCUGCGGGCUCCACUGCUGAAGUCUCGGGCAUUCCUUUCCCUGUGUUGGCUGCUGCUGUUUUUGUCUUGGCUGCUGGCGUGUACUUCUACAUCAACUAA